CACGGCAGACUUUAUCCUGCUCGCCGAUCCCGCUUACUCAGACCUCACAGCAAACGCCCAUCUCCCUGCCCCUUCACUCACUCAGCACACCACCUCCAGCACGCGCUUCACUCCCAUCCCACUCUGACCAUGUGGAGGAUGAACGGCAUUGCUAUCGCCCUGGUGCUCUGCACAUUACUGCUAUGCAAUGGUGUGGUGGCCCAAGAUGAUGCAGCAACAGAGGCACCAGCAAGUGAUCCGGCCGCAGACAACAGUGACGCCACUCUCGGCUUAAUGGACCUGGGUGCCCCGCCAGACAUCACCGUUGCUCCAGAUUCAGGUCUCUCUCCAGUGGCUGGAGGAGACUCUGGUGCACCUGCUGAAAAUACGCCUCCUCCAGUAAACAGUUCCCCCAUUGCUGACCACCAGGAAGGUGGUGCCUCAGGCACCACAGCUGGCCCCACUGCUCUCAGUGAUGAUAGCACAGUGGUCAUGGAGUUGUCAGAUCUUUCUAACAUCAUUACAACAAAGCCCGUGGUGGAGUGUGUUGGGAAGGAGGAGAUCGACGAGAGUAAAGCUGUCAAGGCUCUGGUCACUAAAACUGAAUGUGAGGACACGAAACACAUCCUUGAAGAGAGCAGCAUCAAGUGUUACACUGAAAACUGUCAUAUCAAAGUCUACCAAGAGGGAAAUAACAUACAGAUGGUCAGGAAUGAUGCUAAACCGAAUACUCUGGUUGAAGCCCUCAAGGGGGAAUUGAAAGACAAGCUGGGAGUGACAAAUUUAGAGGCGCCAUUGUCUUCCUCAUCAGGCCGCUCUGUAUUUGUGGGGAUCCUGAUCACCGGUCUGCUGGUUGCGGCUGCCAUUGUUGCUGGGUACUGCAAAUGCCAGCGCCGAACUGACAGCAGCAAGGGAGUCAAGCUGGCAGAAGAGGCGUAUCCAGUGGAUCAGGAGAACCAGGGGAACACCCUCGUGUCCGUGGCUCCACUUAGCCCCCCGACAGAAACCCAGGAGAAACCUAAUGUGAACGGAGAGUCUCCUGAAGCUGCCAAGACCGAGCCUCCUCCCACCAACGGCCACUCCGCCACCAAGACUGCAGACACCGAGCUGUGAACCCCUCUUACCCUCGCGCGCGCACACACACACACACACACACAUAUUUCAUGCAAUCCCGCCUCAGACUCACCUACAUAGUCAUCAGGUACAGCGACACGGCGAUGGCCGCCUAUAUUCCCUUCUUUGGCUGUGUCUCGCAACAAGCAUCAGGAAAACUAGUCUGAUAAUGAUGAAGGUGGCGACGGUGGACGUUAACGACGGCUCAGACCCUGACUUGUUGAUGGCAAUUGAGCUUGAGAUGGAGAUGAGCGCUUUUGGGUGGGAGAAAAAUGUAUUUUAGCAUGACUCACCCGGGUCCCAUGAGGGCUGCAGCAGCUUCGUACUGUCGACACCCAUCAGCCUGCAUGUCAUCAGUUUCAGUGCUCCACCCUCCACUAGAACUUAUGACACGUGCACAUGUGCCUCAUUGACGAAGCUUUGUCCCCUUGAAUUAUUGAGCAUUUAGAUGUGUGAAUGUGUGUGCAUCAUCAUCAUCAUCCCUGCAGGCUUCUUCUGCGAACUGUAUGUAAGCAUGACUUAAUGUGAUCUUUUUUUUUUCCAUUCUAACAUGAAUGUGUACAAAAGGUAUUGUACUACAAGGAAGCUGAAGUUCAACCUCAUGAUUUUCUUCACCACGACACUCACAUUGCCAUCAUGCCUUCAGAGGCAGGCUGAAAUUCUCAAGACGGACUGACUGUAUACAUCCAACUACUCAAGGCUACAAGGGUGCUCAAUUCAUCAGUGUUAUUGCCAAUUCAUUAUACUGUACUGUGUAUGCUAUUUUAUAUCAGUAUGCUAUUGAGCGAUGUGAUGCAUGUCUUUUUUUUUUUUUUAAUGCUAGAAAGUCUUAUUUUGCUUCAACGUGCCCCUGUGGCACAUUUAACAAAACGAGCAAAGUACAUGGUGGUGCAAGUGUGUGAUUUUCUUAGUUUUUAGUUGCAAGAGAUUCAUCACAGAAGGAAACUACUAUUUAAAUGCUUAACUGGAACCCAAUUUGACCUGAUUUAAUUUUGUAUUGUGUUAUUACUCACAUUCCACUGUAACUGUUUUGUUUUACAAGCAGAAUGCCAUUUUAAAUUGGAUUUAAGAUCAAAAGUAUCAAAUAAAAAAAAAAUUUAA
Molecule: messenger RNA, 2193 nt
Organism: Phyllopteryx taeniolatus (common seadragon)
Lineage: Eukaryota; Metazoa; Chordata; Actinopteri; Syngnathiformes; Syngnathidae
Gene: cd34
Product: CD34 molecule
Exons: 8
Coding region: 130-1092 (320 amino acids)
Biological process (GO): cell adhesion
Cellular component (GO): membrane
Source: RefSeq, a predicted model, not a curated record